UUGCGUUUGUAAUAGCGUCAAGACGUUUACUUCAAUGAAUGUCGGUGUAAAACAUCCAUUUUGUGUUAUAGAUUGAAAUAAAAGUGAUUGUUUAUGUAAAUAUAAGCUACAGUAAUGGUUUAGUCAUUUAUUUCUUCGAAACUAUACGAAAAGUGGAAAAAGUUGACUUUUUUUUAACUUAUAACUGAGCCAUGGGCAUUCCAAAUUGGUAAAAGUGCAGUGCAUAACUUAUGGUUGAGCUUCUUUAAAGUAGAGUUAGUCCUUACUGGCUUUCUUUGAGAUCGAAUUAUGCUAUUUGUCGCGUUAUUUAUCGAAAAUGGUUAUUGUUAUUGCAUCUCAUAACCUCAAUCGAAAAUCUUUGUGAAUACGUAAACUGUUUAACAAACCGUUGAGAAGGAAGUUGAAUUCAGAGAGUUAGUUUAUUUACCUGUUAUAUAUGAUUCAACGGGAAUAUCAAAUGAACAACGGGUUUAGUACAGGAGAAGAAGAUUCCAGAGGUAAUUCUGAUCAAAUAUGUUGCCUUGUGGAUGACAGUGACCGAUGUAGGCGACUUGCUGGCAACGCGUCAUACAGCAAGCGAAUACAAAAGACUGUAGCCCUAAAGAGGCUCAAACUAAAUAUCGAUCAUCAGGCUAGGCACACAUACAUCUGUGAUUAUCAUAAAACAAUGAUUCAGUGUGCUCGUACCAAGCAGAGAAGGAACAAAGACUCGGAGGAUGACAGUAAUGAAGCAGAAAUAGAUUCUCCUGAGGUAGACUGGUUUCAAUUACAAGUGAAUACAUUAAGGAGGUACAAGAAGCAUUACAAGGUGCCCACAAGGCCAGGACUUAAUAAGUCUCAAUUAGCUGAUGUAAUACAAAAGCACUUCAAGUCUCUGCCAGUUAAUGAAAAGGAGAUCAUAACAUAUUUCAUUUAUAUGGUGAAAACUAAUGGUAAUAAAUUAGAUCACAAAAAUGGAAUGAAUUGUGACUCUGUGUAAAUUCAAGUGAUUAUUUAUGAACUUUUAGACUAAAUUUAGUUAUUAGAUUAGAUAAUUUCUCUUCCUUAAUUUCCAAUCUUCAUUUAAUUAUUUCUAUAAAAUUGUACAUAUAUUAUAUAAUUAUUAUGAAUAAUUCUUAUGAACUUAAUAAUUUUAAGUGUCCUUGAAGUGAAGCAUAAUGACUUGUUUUGUUUAUCAAAUGUACUCAUUCAUGUGGUCUCAUAAUAUUUAUUCAGUGUAGAAAAGAUUUUCUACUUUAUAUUAAAAUACAAUGAUUGAUAAUUGAAAAAGGGAAAUGCAAUGCUAAUAUUAAUGUAAGUAUUGUUAAAGAGAUUUAAUAACAUUUAAUUGUAUAAACUAUUUUGAUUUAAUCAUCCUCUUCUGAAGAUAUCUCUAUCCAUGCUGAUUUUUCUGCCUUGACUUUGAGUUCAGCUGUCUUGGGUAAUGUUGGGACAACUGUAAAAAAAUAUUUGGUACAACUGUAAUUUUCAAUAAAAAAAUAGAUUAUAUGAGAAUGAAAAAUUAGAAGAUGUUAAUGUACUUCAAUAGCUGCUUUAAAUAGUUUUAUCAUUUUCAUUUUGUAAUGUUUUCAAUUGUAAAUAAAAUACUAUUUAUAUGAAUAAUGAUUGUUGGUAAGUUACAAUAAAACCCAAACUAAGAGGUUAUACAAAAUUAUAGACAUCUAGUCUAUAUAUCAUAGCAGGAUAUGAUCCUUAAUUGACUGUAUUAGAUUAAAAUAAAAGUUACAAGUAUGAAUAUAUACUGGGAAAUAUUAAACAAAAGAUAUAGCUAAAUGCAUUAUUGUUAUGCACGCAUAUAAUUUGGAACUACUUUGGAAUUUGGAAAAAAAUAUUUACCAUCAUAUUUGCUAGGUUCAACUAUUUGAACAUCAUCAUCCAUUUCCACAUCACUCUCUGGGUUGAUAUCAUUAGCAUUAUAAUUCUUAAGGCAAAUGCUCAGAUCCUUUUUGAUUAGCGAUUGCUUGUGUUCAGUUGUUAUAAUAUCUGCAUAAUUAAUCUUGACUCUCUUUAAUCUGAGAACAUUAUAUAUUAUGGGUCUCAUUUAAAUUGCAGGGUUAAUAUAUUUUAAGUUAUUGAUAACCAGGAUUAAAUUUAAUUUAAUUAAAAAAUUAUAAGGUGUCAA
Pieris rapae (cabbage white) is the source of this 2122-nucleotide messenger RNA. RefSeq names its product histone deacetylase complex subunit SAP30 homolog (gene Sap30). The transcript is spliced from 3 exons. Lineage: Eukaryota; Metazoa; Arthropoda; Insecta; Lepidoptera; Pieridae. Gene Ontology annotation, biological process: regulation of DNA-templated transcription. Gene Ontology annotation, molecular function: protein binding; transcription coregulator activity. The record is from RefSeq and is a predicted model, not a curated record. Bases 437 to 979 code for a protein of 180 amino acids. Gene Ontology annotation, cellular component: histone deacetylase complex.